UUUUGUCAUUUCUUCCUGACUAGAUCUUGAAAUUUCAAUUCCGGAGGGGAACAAAACUGGAGAACGGCGCAGACUGUUUUGAGUGUUUAUGAUCCUUCUCGCCGUUGCUGAAACUUCGAGUGAAGGAAUACUAACGGUAAAGAUUGAAGUAGCCCAUUCGCAAUUACUUCUCUUUGGAUCUCGCAAUUAACAGAUUUGGUGUUGUUCUCAACUGAUUGAGUUGGAUCAAAGCGGUUGUAAAUGGCGGUUCCCGUUGAAGAGGCUAUUGCAGCUUUAUCUACUUUCUCAUUGGAGGACGAACAACCAGAAGUUCAAGGGCCAGGCGUUUGGGUGUCAACCGAAAGGGGUGCAACAAAUAGUCCAAUUGAGUAUACUGAUGUUUCUGCAUAUCGCCUAUCUUUAUCAGAAGAUACAAAGGCUCUCAAUCAGCUGAAUGCCCUUAUCCAUCAGGGAAAGGAUAUGGCAUCAGUGCUCUAUACAUAUAGGAGUUGUGUCAAAGCACUUCCUCAGCUUCCAGACUCCAUGAAGCAAAGCCAGGCUGAUUUAUAUCUGGAAACUUACCAAGUUCUAGACCUGGAAAUGAGUCGUCUCCGUGACAUACAGCGAUGGCAAGCAUCAGCUGCCUCUAAACUAGCAGCUGAUAUGCAACGGUUUUCUAGGCCUGAGAGGCGUAUCAACGGCCCUUCUAUAACUCAUAUCUGGUCCAUGUUGAAGUUACUCGAUGUUUUAGUGCAACUCGAUCAUCUUAAAAAUGCAAAAGCAAGUAUACCUAAUGAUUUCUCUUGGUAUAAGAGGACCUUCACUCAGGUGAGUGUUCAGUGGCAAGACACUGAUUCAAUGAGGGAAGAGUUAGAUGAUCUACAGAUUUUCUUGAGCACGAGGUGGGCAAUUUUGUUGAACUUGCAUGUUGAGAUGUUUCGAGUAAACAAUGUAGAAGACAUUCUUCAAGUCCUCAUUGUCUUUGCUGUUGAGUCCCUGGAGUUGGAUUUUGCUCUCCUGUUUCCUGAGCGCUAUGUUCUUCUCCGUGUUUUGCCUGUUCUUGUUGUCUUAGCGACAUCUUCAGACAAAGACAGGGAGUCACUCUAUAAGAGGGUCAAAAUAAACCGACUGAUGAAUAUAUUCAAGAAUGAUCCAGUUAUACCUGCCUUUCCUGAUCUUCAUCUAUCUCCAGCUGCAAUUUUGAAAGAGUUAUCAAUGUACUUCCCAAAAUUUUCCGCUCAAACUCGUCUCCUCAGUCUUCCAGCACCUCAUGAGCUUCCACUACGGGAAGCACAAGAUUAUCAGCGACAUUAUUUAAUCAUCAAUCACAUUGGAGCAAUUCGAGCCGAACAUGAUGACUUCACAAUACGUUUUGCUUCAGCAAUGAACCAGCUAUUGUUAUUGAAGUCAAUGGAUAGUGCAGAUAUUGAGUGGUGCAAGGAAGUCAAAGGAAACAUGUAUGAUAUGGUUGUUGAAGGUUUUCAGCUCUUGAGCAGGUGGACCUCUCGCAUUUGGGAGCAAUGUGCAUGGAAAUUCUCUCGUCCCUGUAAAGAUCCAGUUCCUACAGAGUCACAUGAGAUAUCGGCAUCAUUUUCUGACUAUGAAAAG
Diospyros lotus (date-plum) is the source of this 1587-nucleotide messenger RNA. RefSeq names its product protein PIR-like. Gene Ontology annotation, molecular function: small GTPase binding; RNA 7-methylguanosine cap binding. Gene Ontology annotation, biological process: cell morphogenesis; regulation of translation; regulation of actin filament polymerization. Gene Ontology annotation, cellular component: SCAR complex. Lineage: Eukaryota; Viridiplantae; Streptophyta; Magnoliopsida; Ericales; Ebenaceae. The record is from RefSeq and is a predicted model, not a curated record.